This is a messenger RNA of Sipha flava (yellow sugarcane aphid), 10525 nucleotides long. RefSeq names its product E3 ubiquitin-protein ligase UBR4 (gene poe). NCBI's taxonomy places the organism in Eukaryota, Metazoa, Arthropoda, Insecta, Hemiptera, Aphididae. The transcript is spliced from 44 exons. Gene Ontology annotation, molecular function: protein binding; zinc ion binding. The record is from RefSeq and is a predicted model, not a curated record. Bases 52 to 10491 code for a protein of 3479 amino acids.
GAUAGCUUAUACUAUAGACUCUGCACAUUUACUGUAACCCAAAAAGAAUUUAUGAAUCAACAUUGGUAUCAUUGUCAUACUUGUAAAAUGAUUGAAGGUGUUGGGGUUUGUAGCAUUUGUGCUAAAGUAUGCCAUCGAGGUCAUGAUGUUACUUAUGCUAAAUUUGGAAACUUUUUCUGUGACUGUGGUGCAAAAGAAAACAAUUUCUGUCAGGCGUUAAUCAAAAGAAAUCCUAACUCAAUAGAUACAAAUAGUCAGCGAGAUAAAAUAGCUUCUGUUGAAGGUGGAAACCCAGUUACUGAUCAAGAAAGAGUGGAUGCCUAUAAUUCAUCUUCAGCUACAGAUCAAAAUCAAGAUCCGAGAACUAUGAGUACAAGAAGUUUAGAUUAUGAAUCUAUUUUAUUGAAUUCACUUACUGCAACUUAUAAGAAUUUGUUGAUGUCAACAAUAGUGGAUCAUUCUCAAAUAAUCGAGCCAACAUUAGAACUUUGUUCUCAAUUAAUGAAUGUAGUUAUAAAAUCUGGUGAAAAAAAUUCUGCAAUUGGUUGUAAUACCAGAGCAUUAGAUACAUUAAAUGAUUUACAAGAAUUAGAGAAAUCUAUUGAAGUAUCAGAUAAUAUAAUGUUGCCUACUAUGGGAUCUCAAGAAGGUGCUUUUGAAAAUGUAAAGAUGAACUUUAGCGGAGAUCAAGGUCAAACUAUUCGGCAGCUACUUUCUGCUCAUAUGAUACGUCGUGUUGCCAUGUGUUGUUUAUCAUCUCUGCACGGCAAAAGACAACAUUUAGUUGCAGUAUCUCAUGACAAAGGAAAAAUAGCAGUACUACAAAUGAGUUCAUUAUUAAAACAAUCAGAUGUAUCAAAACGCAAAUUAACUUUAACACGAUUAUCUUCUGUUUCUAUCCCAUUUACUGUUUUAUCAGUUACUGCAAAUCCUGUUAAUGAAGACUUCCUUUCUGUGUGUGGCUUAAAGGACUGUCAUAUCUUAACAUUCAAUACAAGUGGAACUGUUAAUGAGCACAUUGUUCUUCAUCCAACUUUAGAAGUAGGAAAUUUCAUAAUUCGUUCAAUUUGGCUUCCUGGAUCACAAACUAGUUUAGCUUUGGUGUCUGCUGAAUUUGUUAAAAUUUAUGAUUUAUCCAAAGAUGUUUUAAGUCCUCAAUAUUAUUUUCUUGUACCUACUGGAAAAAUACGAGAUGUAACAUUUAUGUGUACUGAGGAGAGGUCAACCAUGAUAUUAAUAUCUUCCGGAGGUUAUAUAUACACACAAGAUAUGGAUUUAGGCAGUUCAGCUAUUCAUGGUCCGUUUUAUGUGACUAAUACUAUUGAUAUUGUUCAUCCAGAUAUUAGUGAUAUAAAUGGCCAAGUUUGUGGAGGUGGUGUGUCAGUUUAUUAUUCACAUACAUUAUCACUAUUAAUGUUUAGUUAUGUGACUCCUGGUCGCACAUUUAUUGCACCUUUAGAUGAAGAUGGAUAUGAAGGUGGUGUUAUUACAUUGCACCCAGUUUUUGCCAUUAAUUCACAAACAUCAAGCCCUAGUGCAAAAAAUAAGAGUAAUGUUAGUCAAUCAAGUACUUCUGUACCUCCUACUCAACCAAUGUGGCAGUGGUCUGAAGUUCCUGGACAUCCUGGCUUAGUAUGUGCAAUAUUGCAGUCAAGCAAUACUCCAGUCGUAUUUAUGAUAACACCAAAAGUUAUUAGUCUUCAAGAAAUUAAGUUGGCUCAAACUAAGACUAAGAUUACAGAUAUGGUAGCUGUACGCCAUCCUUUAUCAAGUGAAGAUUAUAGAACAACUUUAAUAAUUUUAUGUGAAGAUGGUAGUUUACGUAUGUUCUUAGCAGCUAAAGAACAAACAGAUUUUUGGCUUUCACCAUCUAUUCAACCCUCAUGUCAUAUAACGUCUUGUAAAAUGAAGAAAAAGAAAAUAAAUAAAUCUGGAAGAUCCUCAGGAAGUAGUUCAUCAUUUCCAAUUGAUUUCUUUGAGUAUUGUGUAACUAUGAAUGAAAUUGAAUUUGGUGGUAAUGAUCUAUUACAAAUUUACAACCCUCAACAAAUAAAAAAUAGACUGAAUAGUAAUGGGAUGUAUGUAGUGUCAACAAAACCUCGUUUUAGUAUUGAAGUUAUUAAUAAUGAUGCUACUAUGGUAAUUGCUGGAAUAAGAAUUAAUGUUGGUAGUCAAGAUACAGGGCGUGCUCCGGGUUAUAUAGAGGUAUUAGGACGCACAUUGCCAUUGGUACCUAUUACUCGAAGUCGAUGGUUUGAUUUUCCAUUAACCAGAGAGGAAAGCCUUCAAAGUGAUAAAAAAUUAGUAAUUGUGUUUGGUCCAUCACGAGAUCCAGAAGGUGUUACUAUGAUUGAUUCUGUGAAAGUGUAUGGAAAAACUAAAGAGUCAUUUGGGUGGCCUGAUGAAGUUGAUGAAAUCAGUAAUGGUACAAUAUAUGGUUCAACUUCUUCUAGUACUGUAGUUACAACCAAUCAGUUCAAUUCGCAAGAGAAAGAGUUACCUUUAACUGGAUUUACCAUCAAUCAUUUAGACAAAUUUGUCAUUGGAUUAUUAUCAGUAUUAGAAAAUAGCUUUAGCGUAUCAAAUUAUUGUUUGAAUGAUGAUACGGAGAAAUUUUCAUCCAAUAAAACUAAAGCUAUCAACGUUGCACUAAAAUUAUUAAAUCAUAGUACUCAAGCAUGUAUUCAACUUCAUUCUAAAUCAUUAUUAGCUGUUUUGCAACCAGAAUUUCAUACUUUUAAGGAUCAAUCUAUGUUGAAUUAUAUUCUUCAAUCUUUACAUGAUUUAGAACAAGAAGAUAAAAAUAUAGAUGCUGAAGCAUAUUAUAGACUUGUUUUAAUAACUCGAGGUAUUGCAGUUAGUAGACCACAAAAUUUAUCCAACUUUGAAUUUACGCAGAAUGAAGAAAUAAAUUUGAAUGUUGAUCAGUCAACUAUUGGAUGUCAAUUACUUAUUCACAAACUUAUGUCUGUGUUUUGGAUUUUAUACUUUAAUAGACCAAAAAAUCCAUCGUACUGCACAAUUUAUGUUCCUGGUCUUAAACAUACAGAAGCUGUUGUUUAUGCUCUUGUUGAAAUUUUACAUUCUUUAUUAUUUUAUGAAUAUACUGGUUUUCAACAUUCUCAGAUUAAUACAAUAUCUAAGUUCUACUUAGAUUUCUUAUUAUGCCAAGAUGUAGCAGUUAGUUAUACUGCUAAAUUAGCACUUUCGAGAGCAUUAAAACCACAUGUUUUUGGGAAGAAUAAACUAAAUUCAGUUCGUGGAGAUAUUUCUUUCAAAGAGUCAGUUGAAGUAAAAGAGUCAUCCAACAAAGAAUCUGAAAAUGAAAUACAAGUUCCUCAAGAAUCUCCAGAAGAAAAUAUUCAGUACGAAGUUGAUGAACCAAUUAUUUUAUUGGAUCCUAGAGUUGAACCACAAGAACAAGUUCGUCAAAAUAUGGAGGUAUUAAUUGGAAAUGUCCAAUUUCCUGGUCUUAUUAUUCCACCUGAUGCUGAUGAUGAAGCAAUGGUAGAAUUGGCUAUUGCAUUGAGUCUUCAAGAUAAUGAUGGAAUGGGUAAUAAUGCAGAACUCCAAAAUAUAAGGCAAGGUUUGCAACAAGGAUUUGUGGAAUUACAAGGAUUAAAUGCACCGCCUGAAUUAAGGAAUAUGCAAGAAAUAUCAUCACAAAAUAAUGAAAACGGUCAAAACUCUGAAGUCCAAUCUACACAACAAGGUCAUUUGAGUGACACAACUGCAUCUGCAGCUGGCUCUGAUGAUGAAGAUACAAAUGCUGUACCAGGAAGUAGCAAUUUAAGAACAUCACCAACAGAAAUUAGUCAAGUCGAAAGAGGAGAUUUAGAUGUAGAAAUCGCUUAUGAUCAAGAUUUAGAAAUAAAUAACCAUUUACAUACCUUAAGGCUGUCCUUGUUAGAAAAGUUUAUUAAUCAUAUUCCUAAUCUUCACAAUAUUGGAGGAACAAGAGCUAUACCAUUUUUCCAAGUUGUGUCUUCAAUUGUGGCAGAUAUGGAUUUAAAUAAUGAAAGAGAUAAAGAAUACUUUACUGAACUUAUGCAAAUGUUUAUAUCAUAUAUUUGUCGUGAGACAUUAGAAGAUUCUAAUUUACAUAUAAGAAAUCCACAGCGAGAAAUAGUCAUAAUUAUUAUGCGUUUUAUUGGUGUUUUAUUAGCAAGGCCUAAAUCUAGUUCUAAAUCAUCAUCCGAUCAUACUACUUAUUUAUCUCAAACUGCAGCAUCUAUGUUAAAACAUGCUCAAUUUAUACCUUGUUGUUUAAAAGCAUUAAAAGCUUUACAAGAAUAUUGGGCUGGUUUUAGCGAAAAUAAUGAUAAUGGUGCCACUGUUGUUAGUGUUUUGUUAGAACCAAGUGGUCCACCACAAGUUCCAGAUAUGAGUCCAUUUUUUUUAAAACCUUAUUCAGUUAGCCAAACAAAAGAUAUUUUUCACAACUACCCUAUAAUUCUAACUGAAAUGCUAUUACGUUUACCAUAUCAAAUACAGAAAAGUUGGUCGCAAUUAUCGUUUGAAGCAGAAUGGUUAUCUGUAUUGUGUGAAUUUAUGAGCUUAAAAACAAUUAGCCCAUUUAUCAAACGUCAAGUUAGAAAACUACUAUUAUUUGUAUGUGGAAACAAAGAUAAAUAUCGCCAGAUUAGAGAUAUGCAUGCUUUGUCAACUAGUAUGAAGAAUUUUCAACUUACAUGCUUUAUUAAUGACCGAAAUCUACAACCAUCUCUUAAUUUAACAUAUGAUAAACUUGUUGAAAUUGUCGAAGAUGUAAAAAUUUGUGUAGAUAUUGCGUCAAGCCGUAUGCUAAACUGGCAGCUAUAUUGUCGAAAAGAUAAUACCGUUUUAAUGUAUUUAAUGCGUGCAGCUUGUCUUUUAGAUGAGGGUGUAUCUUCUACGAUUUUACAUUUGCUUCAGUAUGCUAUUUGUGGUGCUAAAAACCAAUCAGGAACACCUUCUACAAAAGAAUCCAAAUCAAAAGUUUCUAAAGUAGCUGAAGAUAUUGAGAAUGCUAUGCUUGAAGAAGCUCAAUGUAUGAUACUAGUUAAAGAAAUGAAUAAGCGAUUAAGUAGAGAUACUUUAACACGUUUUGUUAAAACAUUUUUACUUGAAACAAAUUCUACACAUAUUCGUUGGCAAGCUCAUGCAUUAGUAUUGUCAAUUUAUAGAAAUUCAGAACAUGAUGAUCAAGAAAAAUUACUUGAAUUACUGUGGGCUUUAUGGCCACAAUUGCCAACAUAUGGAAGAAAAGCAUCUCAGUUUGUGGACUUAUUAGGAUAUUUUAGUUUUAAAUACAAUCAGAAAGCUGCCACAUCUACCAAAUAUGUUGAACAGGCGAUUGAACUGCUAAGAACUCAAAAUUAUAAAUUGGCAUGUCAUCCUAAUGCUAAUUUGUACACACAAAUAUCACAGUAUGUUGAUUUAGAAGGUUUUUAUUUAGAAAGUGAACCAUGCAUGGUUUGUAAUAACCCUGAAAUACCAUUCAGCAAUAUCAAAUUGACUUCCAUUAAGGUAGAUUCAAAGUUUACAACUACUACCCAAAUUGUUAAACUUAUGGGAAGUCAUACAAUUAAUAAAAUUGUGUUGCGUAUAACUGAUUUAAAGCGUACUAAAAUGGUACGCACAAUGAAUAUAUUUUACAACAAUCGAUAUGUACAAGCUGUGGUAGAACUUAAAAAUAAACCAGCAAUGUGGCAUAAAGCAAAAGAAAUCACAUUGACAUCUGGGCAAACUGAAGUAAAAGUCGAAUUUGCUGUACCAAUAGUAGCAUGCAAUUUAUUAAUAGAAUAUGCUAGCUUUUAUGAAAAUUUGCAUGCUUCAUCAGAGACUUUACAGUGUCCUAGAUGUAGUGCGACAGUUCCAGCAAAUCCUGGAGUUUGUUCUAAUUGUGGUGAAAAUGUAUUUCAGUGUCAUAAAUGCCGGGCUAUAAACUAUGAUGAAAAAGAUCCUUUCCUCUGUCAUUCUUGUGGAUUUUGUAAAUAUGCUAAAUUUGAUUAUGUAUUAACUGCUAAGCCUUGUUGUGCCGUUGAUCCUAUUGAAAAUGAUGAUGAUAGAAAUAAAACUGUGAGUUCCAUUAAUUCAAAUUUGGAAAAAGCCGAUAGAUUAUAUAAACAAUUAGUGUCAUCAAAACCUAUCUUGGAGAAUAUGUUAGUUAAAGUUAUGGAAAAUCGUUUGGAAAAAUCUAAUAAUACAAAUGCAGAAGAGAGUCAAAGUCCAAAUGUUGUUCCUGUCUCAGGAUUUGCAGCUGUUGUUAAUGGUGCUAUGAACAAUAAUAUUUCUUCUGGACCAGUACAUCAAGUCAAUAGAUCUAUUCAAUUAUUAGCUCAAAAGUAUGGCUCUGAAUGUCGUAAUACUUUUGAAGAUCUCAGCCGUAUUGUACAAAAAGUGUUGGCUAGCCGUAAAGAGUUAAUAGCAUAUGACCAAAAACAAUUGGGUCAAGCUAAAUCAACUACUCGUUUUAAUGGCAGUUUUAGUUCUCUUUCAGUAUCUGAUUCUUUUACAUCUUUAUCAAUUUCUCAAAAUAUACCAUCAGCAUGCUCUUUACCUAAUACAAAUUGUUAUGGGUGUAUAACAGCAGCUUUAGAACAUUGCUUUGUUAUGUUACGUGCUCUUGCUACAAACAUGACAUUGCGUAAAAUAUUAUUGCAACAAGGGCUCAUUCAAGAACUUGUUGAGAAUAAUAUCAGAAAAGGCUCAGUUCAAACUCAAGAAGAAGUAAGAAAUUUAUUAUGUAUUUUAAUACAAGAUAAUCAAAAAGCAACUGAAGAUUUAUGUGGAUUAUUAAGUCAAAGAAUAUCACUAACGAUUCGGGGCCCAAUAGCAAAUGCUGAUUUAGCUUUUGCUGUUAGACCAGAGAUAUCUUUACUAGCAACAAUGUUGUAUAAAGAAGAUUCAUGUUGGGAACAAAAAGCCAAAUGUGUAAUGCAACUUUUUUUUAUGACUUGCAAAGAAUUCCAAUCAUCAGCUAUUGUUACAUAUAUAACAUUGCCAUGUCUAAAAAUGAUGCGCAAUAUUAUCAAACCACCAGCUUCAAUAGCUAAAGUAAACAAGGAUAAAUCUACAGAAAGUUUAUCAACUAUUCAAAUGUCCGAUCAUUUGAUGGUUGAUUUUAGAAAAUGGGCUAAACAAAGUCCUGAACAUAUGUUUAAUGCAUGGCGACAAAGACUUCAAAAAAAAGUACUGGAUAUUCCAAUUAAAAAACCUAAAUCAAAGAAUGAAAUAAGACAAUAUUAUUUAGCCUCUAAAUAUUUCAAAAAAUGGCGAUUGUAUACUUUAAGAGAUAUUGUUAAGCCAUUCCAUUUAAUAGAAUCUUCUUGGUUGAAACAUUUCUUAUUCUGUUCGAGUACAAGGUUGUUAAGACAAGUAGCAUGUGCUAUAUUUGAGGGUAUUGCUCAAGCACCAGAAAGAAAAAAAGAGAUUUUAGAUUUACUAACUGGAUUUUUAACAGAACUUGGAAGUGCAGGAGAAAACUGUGCUGAAUUUUUAGCUUUAUAUCAAAAUUUAAUACAGCAAACUCCUUGGAAGCAGUACUUGGCAUUGCGAGGAGUGCUUAUAAUGAUUUCUGAUAUAAUCACUAAAGAAAUCCAAUAUUUGCAUUAUUUGGAAGAAACUACAUUAACUUCAGAUUUAGCUCAAGGGUUUGUUUUGAAAAGUUUAACAGGAUUAUUGGCAUCAUUUUUGGAAGUUGAGAGCAUAAAACAACAGUAUAAAGGAAGGCUUGUCGGGGCUAUUUUGAAUGGAUAUCUAUCCCUUCGUCGUUUGGUUGUUCAGAGAACACGUUUAAUUGAUGAAACUCAAUCUCAGCUUUUGGAUCUUCUUGAAGAAAUGACUUGUGGAACUGAAACUGAAUCUAAAGCAUUUAUGGCAAUUUGUGUAGAAACUGUAGAAAAGUGUGAUCCACAGGAUGUACGUACUCCAGUUUUUGUAUUUGAAAGAUUAUGUUCAAUUAUUUACCCUGAAGAAAAUGAUGUUGGUGAAUUUUACAUGAAUUUAGAUAAAGAUCCUCAACAAGAAGAUUUUUUGCAAGGUCGUAUGUUAGGUAAUCCAUACAGCAGUAAUGAACCUGGCCUUGGUCCUUUGAUGAGAGAUGUAAAAAAUAAGAUCUGUCAAGAUUGUGAAUUAGUUGCUUUACUUGAGGAUGAUAAUGGUAUGGAACUUUUGGUUAACAAUAAGAUUAUUAGCUUGGAUUUGCCAGUUAAAGAGGUAUUCAAAAAAAUCUGGUUGCCAGAAGGUGGUGAAGCUAUGCAUAUUGUAUAUCGCAUGAGAGGAUUAUUAGGAGAUGCUACUGAAGAAUUUAUUGAAACAUUAGAUGCUAAAUCUGACACAGAAAUCAAUUAUGAAGAAGUUUAUAAAAUGGCUAAUGUAAUGGCCGAAUGUCGUGGAUUAGAAGUCAUAUUAAAUCGAUUAUCUACAAUAGAAGAUUUAUCAAGGUCACGUCCACUCUUACAAGUUCUACUUAAACUACUUGGUCUUUGUGUUCGGGUAAAACAUAAUCAAGAAGUAUUAACUGAUCCUAAAUUAGAAUCCAUACCAAUUUUACUUAGUACACUUGAGUUAUGUUUAAGUAAUGAAGCUGAUGGUUUAUCAAAUACUGCUCUAACUGAACAAACUCUUGACAUUUUAGAAACAAUACUCUCAAAAGCUACUUCUCAAAGUCUAGAAGAUUUUGCUCAAUUAUCAGAGACUUUUGGUCCUGAUGAUCAUAUUCGUUACCUAUUACACUGUGCUUCAAAUGCUCGGUAUACAAUUGUUCAGCAUCUAACUCGGGUUUUAGCUGCUCUUACAUACAACAAUAAAGCUAAAAUGAUUAUUCUUAUGGACCAUUUUGCUUCUGUUAUUUCUGAUUUUGAAAAAUUCGAUGAUGUCCACUCUGCUCAAGAUGAACAAAUGAUGAAUUUGUUUUGUGAUUUGACCUAUGGCAUAGAAAAUAAUUCACUUGGAAAUACCCUAAAAGAUUAUAUACUUUCCCUGGGGGUUAUUGAUAAUGUCACUCAAUAUAUAUCACGUCAUGCACCUACUGUAAAAUCAACUUUAAACAAGAAUAGUGAUAAAGAUGAAUGGAAAGAAUUUAUAUCAAAACCUUCGUUAAAAUAUAUAUUACGAUUUUGGACUGGAUUAGCUAAUAGUCAUGAACCAACCCAGACUGCUGUUUCUGAUGAAUGUAUUCAAACUGUUCAUUGCUUAGAGCAAGUGUCAUCAGAUGAACAUGUUGGAUCUCUAGCAGAAAAUUUAUUAGAAGCUCUAAAAACGAAUACUAAAAUGGCUGAAAAAAUAGAACAAGUCCGAGAACAAACUAAAGCUGAGAAGAAAAGAUUAGCAAUGGCCAUGCGUCAAAAACAACUUGGCCAAUUAGGAAUGCGUACUAAUGAAAAAGGGCAAGUAACUGCUGAAACUUCAUUGUUACAACAAGUUGAAGAUUUAGGAGAAGAGACUGGACUAGUAUGUGUUAUUUGUCGAGAAGGAUAUAAGUUCCAACCUAACAAAGUAUUAGGUAUUUAUACCUUUACCAAGAGGUGUGUAAUUGAAGAACACGAAGUGAAAGCUCGUAAAACCAUUGGUUACAGUACUGUAACACAUUUCAAUGUGGUACAUUUUGACUGUCAUAUGGCUGCGGUUAGACUUGCAAGGGUUCGUGAUGAAUGGGAAUCUGCAGCGUUACAAAAUGCCAAUACAAAGUGUAAUGGCUUAUUACCUAUGUGGGGUCCUUCGGUUGCUGAAUCCGCUUAUGCAAAUUGUUUAGCAAGACAUAACUCAUAUUUACAAGAAGCUACUGGCCAAAGAGAUAUAAGUUAUAUGCAAACUGUUCAUGAUCUAAAGUUACUAUUAUUAAGAUUUGCUCAAGAAAAGAGCUUUCAUGAAGAUACUGGAGGUGGUGGACCUCAGUCUAAUAUGAAUCUAGUACCAUACCUCAUGCAUAUGUCAUUAUAUGUGAUAAACACGACAAGGAGAUCCAGCGCUGAAGAACGUAAUUUACUUGCAUAUUUAGAACCAAAACCUUCUGACCGGUUGAUUGAUAGUUUGUAUGACACUGAAGGUCCAUUAUAUUGGCUUACUAUGGCUAUUAUGUUAACACCGUAUCCAAAAUGGAAAUCAACUCAUCAUUUAAUGCAUUUCAAUAAAAUCAUAUUAAUGGCUCAUGUUUAUCAUACAAAUUCUUCUAUAGCACCUAAUGUACGCUCUGUGCCUAUGACUCCUCAUGAUUACAUUGCUUACAAACCAGCUCUGAUGUUCUUUGCAUUAAUCAACACUAUGUAUGAAUACUAUUUUAAGGCUGUCGAGGUACCUGAAAAUAAAAGUUGGUCAGUUUGUUUAGCUGAUUAUAUCCGUCAAAAUGAUGAAUCAUUGCUCAAAUCAUCAGAGAAGAUGAUGGCUACUUUCAGUGAAGACUUUUUACCUUGUACCUCGUUUGAAGAAUUUUGUGAUGUUGCACGUUUAAACUUAACGGAUCCAUCAACUUACAUUAAAACUAUUUUAAGUACUUAUAUCCAUCAAUAAAAAUUAUAUAGUAAAUUAACUAAAGAAAUCACCA